Molecule: messenger RNA, 1386 nt
Organism: Malaya genurostris
Lineage: Eukaryota; Metazoa; Arthropoda; Insecta; Diptera; Culicidae
Product: sugar transporter SWEET1
Exons: 3
Coding region: 289-975 (228 amino acids)
Biological process (GO): carbohydrate transport
Cellular component (GO): membrane
Molecular function (GO): sugar transmembrane transporter activity
Source: RefSeq, a predicted model, not a curated record
AUCUGGUGUCGGCCACAUCGUCUUCUCUCGCACACCACUUCGGGUGCAAUAAUUUGAACGGUUUGAUGCGUAUAGCGCAUACCUACUAACAUGUUUGCAUAUUCGGUCGACCAUCAGCCCAAAUAAUUCUCAAUUACGGGUGCAGUGUUUCUUUUACCACCGUGCAAGUGUAAAGUAUAAUUCAAUCUUAAUUGUUACAUAACACUGCACAUCACACAGCAAGCGGCAUCGACUAGAAAGAUUUGUCCCCAAACCAACCAACUGAGCUGUAACUAGAAACAGCAAAACAUGGAACCCUUGGCAGUGGCACUCGAUCCGUUCAAGGACACCAUCGGUCUGACAGCGGCUGCCAUAACAGUGUUGCAGUUUUUUAGUGGUGUAUUCGUAUUGAACGACAUCCGGAAGAAAGGAAAUACCGAUGGUUUCUCGGCUGGCCCGUUCCUUGGUGGAACGGUGUUCUGUCUGCUGAACAUCCAGUUCGGUCAGAUGUUGCAAGAUGCUGCCAUGAUCAAGGUGAACUUCAUUGGACUGGCGUUGAAUGUGGUGUACGUGUGUGUUUUCUACCUGUACUCAGCUGGGUCGGCCAAAACCAAGGUUUGGGGACAAAUCGGGAUCGCGGGUGCCAUUGUCGUCGGAAUACUGUCGUACGUACAGUAUGAAGAUCCGAAGCUGGUCGAGUUCCGCUUCGGACUUAUCGUGACGGCAAUACUACUGCUCUUGGUCGGGAUGCCGCUGCUGGGACUGGGAGAAAUAUUGAAAAACAAGAGUACCGAGGGACUACCAUUUCCAAUUAUUUUGGCUGGUUCAAUAGUAUCUCUGGCUUGGUUACUGUAUGGAGUUGUCCUUAGAAGUAACUUUUUAGUGAUACAAAAUUUGCUUGCACUUGCGCUUGGAUUGGUUCAACUAGCCCUAUUCGCUAUCUUUCCAAGUACACCUACUAAAAGGAAAACCAAGUCGGAUAAGAAGACGAACUAAGGCAAUUCCAAUGUAUAGGACUGAUUUGUGAUGGAACGAUUCUGCAAUAUUUUUACUGUUUGACAAUAAUGUGCAACGGGACAACUGUUUUAAUGAUGCGUAGCAAUAGUAGAAAAACUAGUAUAUAAAUCGUUAAAUAUUCAUUAAGCAGAAAUAAUUCAAAUGGCUCAAAGCGUUAUCCGUUCACGAUUCCGUGAUUAUUUACAUAGUUGCAAAAAUGCAGAAAGCGAUAUACACAGCCACUUUUACGGCGUUAGUCAUUAUUGAAAUUUCAAUAAAAGUUUCGAUAUAUUAAGACAAUAAUAAAAACGUAACAAUAAAUAUGUCCAUACUAAAACAUGUUCAUAGUCAUAAGAUGCUUUUUUAAUAUUAUGAGAUGAAAUAGUUCAAUAAAAACUACAUUUUCCGAGA